AAAAACCAGAAAUGAAAACCAAACCAGAGCAGCAGAAACAAGCAACUGAUCAAAUACACAUAGAUUGAUGCGUCUCUCUGAUUCUCAGCAGACCCAGAAGCCAAUUUUUGCAGCAAAGUCCGCAGUGAUACCACAAAACCCAGACAAAGUGAAAAAGAAAGCAACUUUGUAUGUAUUUGCAUCAGAAAAAGCAAUAAUAAUUCAUAUACUCAGAUCGGAGAAGAAGAUCGGAAGGCUAAAAAAGAUUGGAUUUUGAUUCCAAUAUUUGAAACCCAGUUUGUCUAACACGUCGUCGCCACCACCCACUUUGAUUAAUUCCAAAGCUAAAUCAUUCACCAUCACCAAACACAUUUUACUUCACUAGGCCUGCACCUCCUCAACUCUCUCCAAUCCUCCAAAGCACCAAUUUCUUCUCUCUCAAUCAUUGCUCUCUAAAAAGCCCCAGAAAAACCCAUUACUGGGUUUUGAGUUUACUCCGACCUCCAAUGGCGGCCGAGAACGCACUGAUCAGACAGGGCUUCAUUCCCCCUUUGAUUCUCGCCAUCAAGAUCCACCAUUUCUGAGACGCACCUAGAGAAAGUCUCGACCCACCAACAAGCCCACACCGCCGGGACCCAGAAUGAGCAAAAUCAAAGAGAUGGAGGAACCCAGAACUCAAUUAAGCAGAAUCACUUGAUUGGGAUUGACCCCAAUUCUUGAUUUUGCCCGAAGCCACCACCACCACCAAACCCAAAGCCACCGCCACACGCCCCAAUCCUCCAGAGUCUGCCAAGUCCGGUUCGAGUUUGCCUCAGAUUGUGUUAUGAAUUAGUAUUGAGACUAGGAAUUAUCUGUUGUUGAGUUAAACGCACCGUUCUAUUUGUUAGGAUGAUUUCACUUUUAUGUGCACAAGACUUGCACGUGUUUUGUUCUAGUUAGCUAGGGUUGAGUUAACUAGUUAGAUGGUUGCCAGAUGUCAAGAUCGUAUCUCUCUUUGAUUGGGUAUAUUAGGAACCUUGUAAUCCCCGCAGCCACAUGAAUGAAAUCUUGCUUUAAUUUAUUUUUUCUUCAUUUCCAUUUUCUUGCUUUCUCUUUACUCUCUGGGGGUUCAGUACCAUAUCAACUGGUAUCAGAGCCCUUGAUUUUGGGACAAUGGUUAAACUGAAAGGGGCUGGAGGUGGUGGAUCUGUACCACAAGCUUCUGGGGAACUCUCCCAUGUUGAAUUUGAUCUUCAGGUGCAUAAGGAUGAAACAGCUGCAAGGUUUAGUGAGCUGCAAAUGACUCUCAACGUGUACCAGGAGUCGUUGAACUCUUUCAGGACGGAGUUGAUGAAGGAACUCCAAACAGUGAAGGAUAACUCAGCUGUUGCAGCAGCUCAGAUCAAUUCUUCCUUGCUCAAGUUUGGGUCCUUGCCUCCUACUUCUGGAUCCCCGAUUUUAGUUGCCAGAGAAGACUCAUCUUCGUCUACAAGAGCCCUUACCACUGCAAAUGGUAGCAUAUCUAAACCAGCUUCUGCUUCUCCUUUAAACUUAGUUGGAAACAACGUUGCCUUAGACACUACUUGUGGUACCACCACUGCUAUGGUGGAUCUAUCAUCUGAGGUUAACACAACUAGGGUCCUAGUCACUAAUGCCUCUGGAGCUAUAAUUUUGCAAGCUAUUAGUACUGGUUCAGCUGAGGAAAGAGAUCUUAGCCGACAGAAACAACAGUGCAGUGAGGCACAAAACCAAACCCAUUACUACCAACAUACCAUUUUAGGACCCCAACCUCUUGACCAAUUUUUAGGACCUUAUUCUGCUUCCAGCAGUAACCAUGUGCAUGCUGCUCCUUAUUUCGGGAAUCAAAACCUUUCCAUGAGCUCUGCAGACCCCUUCACCAUGUCGUAUUCUGGUCCAUACUCCCACACCCUCUUGAACUUUGCACAAGCAACCCCUCCACCCUUACAAAAAUUUUCGGCACAACCUAUGGGAACUGCUCGUCCCAUAUUUGCUACCACCAUUACCCAAACACCCCAAUUUAAUGUUAUUGGUAAUGUACAAAACCACUCAGGCCCCCCAUAUUCCCAGCAACAGUAUACACUCUUUCCUCCACCACAAUACUUUCAACAAUCCCCUGUGACUACUUGGGACCCCAACCUACCAACCAUGAAACAAAUGAAGCUUGAGUUUAGUGUUUUUAGUGGAGGAGAUCCUGUGGAGUGGUUAAACAAGACUGAACAGUUCUUUGAGUUUUAUCAUAUUCCUGAAGAAAGAAAGUUAGCCAUUGCCACUAUGCAUCUUACAGAGAAAGCUUCUGACAGAUGGUUCAUGUUCAAACAUGAAUUCCCCAAUUCUUGGCCAGGCUAGCUGAUCUAUUAAUGAGAGAAUUCAGUGGCUACAAUGUCCUUGACUACCAAGCUGCCUUAGCCAGGAUGUCUCAAACUGGUUCUGUUGAACAAUAUAAAGACUAGUUCACCAAACUUUCAAGGAGGGCCCCUGGCUUCCCACAGCAGGUGUUGUUGUCCUGCUUCCUUGGGGGAUUGAAAGAUAGUAUUCAGCUGAUGUUAAGGCUCAGAAGCUGAGGACCCUAUAUGAGGCAUGUGAACUUGCAAAGAUUUAUGAGGAGAGAGAGCUACAACAUAGAAGCUAUGCAAGGAACACAUUUGGUAACAGACAGAACACUGGCCUAGCUCCUAAGCAGCUUACUGCUCCAAUCAACCAUCAAGCUCCCUUUAGGGCUCCACAGCAAGCUGCCCCAGCUAGGCCACCACUCAAUCAGCAACCAGCGGUUGGAAACAACAUGGGGAAUAGAAGAUUAACCCAAGCUGAAUACCAAGAAAGGAGAGCCAGAAAUCAAUGUUUUUUUUUUGUGAUGAGAUCUUCAGACCUGGCCAUAAUUGCAUAAGAGGGCAGGCAAUGAUGAUCAUGGAGGUGGUGCAGGAAGAGAUGGACAUACCAGACCCCAUUCCCCAGGAAGAAGAAGAAGGCAUAGCUCAGGGUGAUGAGGAGAAUGAGGUCCAAAACAUCCACCUCAAUGCUGUGGGAGAUGGCUGUAGCAACUCCACUAUGUAGCUCAAAGGAUCAUGCAGCAAGAAGAAGAACUUACAUGUUUUGAUAGACUCAGGUGCAUCACAUAAUUUUGUCCAUCCUAUAGUAUUAAAAAAUACGAAAGCUUUUGUACAGGUUAUUAAACCAUUACAGGUGAGACUAGCUAGUGGGGAAAUUAUGCAGACCACCAAGAGGGCACAACUUCAGCUCAAUCUGCAAGGCUUUACUUGCAUAGCAUACUACUAUGUACUACCAGUUUCAGGCUGUGAGCUCAUUUUGGGAGCUAGUUGGCUGAAGACACUUGGUGACAUCAUUUGGAACUUUGAGUUCAUGACCAUGAAAUUCAGUAUUGAUGACCAUUCUUAUUCCCUACAAGGUGAGACUGAAACUCAAGCUACUUUGGUUGGGUGUAAGGCAAUGACAAGACUACUAAGGAAAGAAAGGGAAGCAUUAUUGGUGCAACUAUAUAGUAGCAGUACUUCUAAACCUGAAAUGGCAACUCCUCCAAAAAUCCAAGCAUUGGUAUCUAAGUACUCUGGGAUCUUUGAAGCUCCGACACAACUCCCACCUAUUAGGAAGCAUGACCACAAGAUAGAGUUGGUGCCCAAUACUGCCCCAAUUAAUGUGAGGCCUUAUAGGUACCCCCAUUUCCAGAAGGGUGAAAUUGAGAAGAUCAUUCAAGAGUUACUAGACAAUGGGGUGAUCAGACCUAGUGUGAUCCCAUUUUCAUCCCCUGUGCUGUUAGUAAAAAAAAAAUGGGACUUGGAGGCUUUGUGUGGAUUAUAGAGCCUUAAAUACAGCCAGUGUGAAGGAUAAGUACCCCAUCCCUGUUGUGGAUGAACUUUUAGAUGAGGUCAACGGAGCAGUGAUCUUCACCAAGUUAGACCUCAGAUCGGGUUACCACCAAAUAAGAAUGAGUGAGGAAGACAUUAGGAAAACAGCCUUCAGGACACACUCAGGCCGCUAUGAGUUCCUUGUGAUGCCUUUUGGCCUCACUAAUGCACCCUCCACAUUCCAGUCAGUGAUGAAUGACAUACUGAGGGAUUUCUUGAGAAAAUUUGCAUUAGUCUUUUGAUGAUAUCUUGAUCUACAGCUCAUCCAUGUCUGAACAUUUGCAUCACUUGGAAAAGGUGUUCCAAAGGCUGCAACAGCAUUCUCUGAAAAUCAAAGAGAGCAAGUGUAAGUUUGGGGUACCUCAAGUUGAAUACCUGGGUCACAUCAUAAGUGCAGAAGGAGUGGCAGUUGACCCCACCAAGAUUGAGAGUAUCAGCAAAUGGCCAAAACCUGGAACACUUAAGGAGCUUAGAGGAUUUCUCGGGUUAGCAAGGUAUUACAAGAAAUAUGUCAGAGGUUUUGGAAUCAGUGCCAAACCUUUAACUGACAUGUUAAAAAAAGAUGCUUUCCAAUGGAAUGCUCAAGCUAUAGCUGCUUUUGAGGAGCUAAAGAAGGCCCUAACCACUACACCUGUCUUAGCUGUUCCUGAUUUUUCAAAGGAGUUUAUGAUAGAGUGUGAUGCAUCUGAUUUGGGCAUUGGGGCAGUGCUAUCACAGGAGGGACACCCUAUUGCAGUCAUGAGCAAGGCUUUGGCACAGCCAUGUCAGUUUAUGAUAAAGAGAUGUUGGCUGUGGUGGCUGCAGUCCAACAUUGGAGGCCAUAUCUUCUAGGCCACCAUUUUAAAAUUUUUACAGAUCAUAGGACUAUUGAAUACUUUUUGACACAAAAAGUGACUACCCCUGCUCAGCAAAAGUGGUUACUGAAGUUGUUGGGGUAUGAUUACACAAUACAUUACAAAGCAGGCCUGCAUGAUAGAUGCCGAGGCACAAAGCAUCAUGCAAACCCUACAGCAGGGCUCAGAUGGUAAGAAACACUUCUCUAUCAACAAUUCCCAGUUAUUUUACAAAAACAAAAUUUUUGUUCCUCAGGUUGAUGGCUGGAGAAAAAAGAUCAUUGCUGAGUUCCAUGAAGGAUUAACUGGGGGCCAUGCUGGCAGAUCUAGAACCUACAAGAGAGUCCAUAGAAAUUUUGCCAGAGGAUAUCAAAGCAUUUGUGGCUGAAUGUGAAGUUUGCCAGAGAAAUCAUUAUGAAACUAUCAGACCCCCAGGCUUGUUACAACCUUUGGCAAUUCCUGAUAAGGCUUGGAGUAACAUCUCCAUGGAUUUCAUCGAUGCACUACCCAAGUCUGAAGGUAAAACAACAAUAUGGGUGAUUGUGGAUAAGCUAACUAAAUAUGCUCAUUUCAUUCCUUUGUCCCAUCCCUACAUUGCCUCUACUCUAGCCCAAGUGUUUGUGCACAAUUUUUUUAAGCUUCAUGGAAUGCCAGACAACAUCAUCUCUGAUAGGGAUCCUGUGUUUUUAAGUCUGUUUUGGGAAGUUUUUUUUCAAGUUACAAGGGACCAAACUCAGCAGGUCUUCUGCUUAUCACCCUCAGUUUGAUGGCCAAACUGAGAACCUGAACAGAACUCUGGAACAGUACCUGAGAUGUGUGGUGGGGAAAAGCCACAAACCUGGGUACAAGCACUACCAUGGGCUGAAUGGUGGUAUAACACAGCCUCCCACUCUGCCAUUUUGAUGUCCCCCUUUGAAGCUCUUUAUGGAUAUGCUCCUCCUCCUACUUUGCCAUACUUACCAGGCUCCACCACUCUUGCUCAAGUUGAUCAACAGUUAAAAAGUAGGGAUGAGCUACUGUCUUCACUUAAAAGGAAUUUGGUGAGGGCUCAAGCUAGAAUGAAAGGGUUUCAUGAUCGAAAGCAUUCUGAAAGAACUUUUGCAGUGGGAGACAUGGUAUACCUCAAGCUGCAACCAUACAAGCAACAAACUCUGCAUCAAGGUGCUUUUCACAAACUAUCUGCCAAGUAUUAUGGUCCCUUUGCUGUGACAGAAAGAAUAGGCUCAGUAGCCUAUAGACUUAAACUUCCUGCCAAUGCAAAAAUCCACAAUGUCUUCCAUGUGUCCCUACUUAAGAAGAAAAUUGGAGACAAUGCUUCUGUGGCAUCCCAACUUCCACCUAUCAUGGAUCCAGCCAAUCCCAAGUGGACACCCUCUGCUGUACUUCAGAGAAGAAUGGUAAAAAGACAUGGUGCUGCUACAACCCAAUGGCUUGUGCAAUGGUUUGGCACUACCCCAGAAGAAGCAAUAUGGGAAUUUGCUGAUGAAAUCCUUCUCCGGUUUCCGAAUUUUGAUUCUGAAACUUGAGGACAAGUUUCAAGUGCAGCAGGGUGCAAUGUUAUGAAUCCAAUAUGGACUACUCUAUUGUGACUAGGAAUUAUCUGUUGUUGAGUUAAACGCACCGUUCUAUUUGUUAGGAUGAUUUCACUUUUAUGUGCACAAGACUUGCACGUGUUUUGUUCUAGUUAGCUAGGGUUGAGUUAACUAGUUAGAUGGUUGCCAGAUGUCAAGAUCGUAUCUCUCUUUGAUUGGGUAUAUUAGGAACCUUGUAAUCCCCGCAGCCACAUGAAUGAAAUCUUGCUUUAAUUUAUUUUUUCUUCA
Messenger RNA from Rosa chinensis, 6492 nucleotides. RefSeq lists its product as uncharacterized. The transcript has 2 exons. Bases 1132 to 2325 code for a protein of 397 amino acids. The record is from RefSeq and is a predicted model, not a curated record. Lineage: Eukaryota; Viridiplantae; Streptophyta; Magnoliopsida; Rosales; Rosaceae.